Peromyscus californicus insignis is the source of this 990-nucleotide messenger RNA. RefSeq names its product putative gustatory receptor clone PTE38. Lineage: Eukaryota; Metazoa; Chordata; Mammalia; Rodentia; Cricetidae. Gene Ontology annotation, biological process: G protein-coupled receptor signaling pathway. Gene Ontology annotation, molecular function: G protein-coupled receptor activity; olfactory receptor activity. The record is from RefSeq and is a predicted model, not a curated record. Gene Ontology annotation, cellular component: membrane.
AUGGUCCAAACAUCCUACCUUUACAACUCACUUUUAUUUCAAAUCACUCAACAGCAUGGAGCUGUCAACCAAACAACUAUCUCAGAAUUCAUUCUUCUGGUGAUUAGUGAAGAUCCAGAUUUGCAGCCUUUCAUCUUCAGCCUCUUCCUGUCCACAUAUCUGAUCACCAUCUUAGGAAACUUGCUCAUCAUCCUGGCUGUUAGCUCUGACUCGCAACUACACAAACCCAUGUAUUUCUUUCUCUCCAACCUGUUCUUUAAUGAUAUCUGUUUAAUCACAACCACAAUCCCAAAGACAGUGGUCAACAUCCAAGUUCAGGAUCAAACCAUCACACAUGAUGCCUCUCUUAGGUCUGUCUGUCUUAUCUUGGAUUUUGGUAGCAUAGAAAAUUGUCUUCUUGCAGUAAUGGCAUAUGACCACUUUGUUGCCAUCUGUCACCCCCUGAAGUACAUAGUUAUCAUGAAUGCACACUUCUCUGUUAUGACAGUUCUCUUCUCUCUGUUCUUUAGCAUUAUACGCUUAUUCCACACUCUGAUGGUUUUAGGGCUGUCUUUCUGCACAGAAACUGAAAUCCCCCACUUCUUUUGUGAGUUGGCUCAGAUCAUCAACCUUGCCUGUUCUGAUAUUUUCAUCAAUUAUAUGCUGGUAUACACUGUGUCUGUUCUAUUUUUUGGUAUUCCUGUCUUUGGAAUCAUUUUGUUUUAUAUUCACAUUGUCUCUUUUGUUUUAAGAAUGUCAUCCUUGAGAGGAAAGUAUAAAGCCUUUUCAACCUGUGGGUUGUCAGUUGUUUCUCUGUUUUAUGGAACAGGUUUUGGAGUACCCAUUAACUCUGCAUUUUCAGACUCUCCAAGGAAGACUGUAGUGGCUUCAGUGAUGUACACUGUGGUCAUUCAGAUGCUGAACUCCUUUAUCUACAGCUUGAGUAAGAGAGACAUGAAGAAAGCCUUCAGGAAAGUAAUAAGUAGGAUAACAUCUUUUUUUAUAAUCUAG